AUGCAGCGUGCCGUAGUUCAAGGUUCUAAACGCGGUUUGGCGGUUCUCGCCGGAGUCACCGCCGCUUCCGGCAUGGGACUCGUCUACGCCUUGGAGAACUCGGUCCACGCCAGCGGAGACAACGUGCAUCCGUACGCUUUGCCAUGGGCACACAGUGGACCAUUCUCUUCAUUCGAUAUCGCUUCAGUCCGACGUGGUUACGAGGUGUAUAAGCAAGUUUGCGCCGCUUGCCACUCGAUGAAAUUCUUGCAUUACCGUCAUUUCGUCGACACGAUCAUGACUGAGGAGGAAGCUAAAGCCGAAGCCGCCGACGCUCUCAUCAACGACGUCGACGAUAAGGGAGCCGCCAUUCAGCGCCCAGGAAUUCUCACCGACAAGUUGCCAAACCCAUAUCCAAACAAGAAGGCCGCCGCCGCCGCCAACAACGGAGCCGCUCCACCAGAUUUGUCGCUGAUGGCUCUCGCUAGACACGGAGGUGACGACUACGUCUUCUCUCUGCUCACCGGUUAUCUUGAGGCUCCAGCUGGAGUUAAGGUUGACGACGGAAAGGCCUACAAUCCAUACUUCCCAGGAGGUAUCAUCUCUAUGCCACAACAAUUGUUCGACGAAGGAAUCGAAUACAAGGACGGAACACCAGCGACCAUGUCUCAACAAGCCAAGGACGUGUCCGCAUUCAUGCACUGGGCCGCCGAGCCAUUCCACGAUACCCGAAAGAAAUGGGCACUCAAGAUCGCCGCCCUGAUUCCAUUCGUCGCUGUUGUAUUGAUCUAUGGAAAGAGAAAUAUCUGGUCGUUCACGAAAUCGCAGAAAUUCUUGUUCAAGACUGUCAAGGGAAGAGAACCACCAAAGAAGAGCCAAUAA
Caenorhabditis remanei is the source of this 861-nucleotide messenger RNA. RefSeq lists its product as uncharacterized. The record is from RefSeq and is a predicted model, not a curated record. The coding region runs from base 1 to 861 and encodes 286 amino acids. Gene Ontology annotation, biological process: mitochondrial electron transport, ubiquinol to cytochrome c. The transcript has 5 exons. Lineage: Eukaryota; Metazoa; Nematoda; Chromadorea; Rhabditida; Rhabditidae. Gene Ontology annotation, molecular function: electron transfer activity; heme binding.